This is a messenger RNA of Penicillium riverlandense, 1413 nucleotides long. Its product is annotated as transcription factor domain-containing protein. Gene Ontology annotation, biological process: DNA-templated transcription. NCBI's taxonomy places the organism in Eukaryota, Fungi, Ascomycota, Eurotiomycetes, Eurotiales, Aspergillaceae. Gene Ontology annotation, molecular function: zinc ion binding; DNA binding. The transcript is spliced from 3 exons. The coding region runs from base 1 to 1413 and encodes 470 amino acids. The record is from RefSeq and is a predicted model, not a curated record.
AUGCCAGUCGAAGAAUGUCGUGCUGAAUUCAAUGAAGACAAGCAAGAAUUAUUGAAAAGAUACCAGACCAGAUUGGAGGGUUAUCUUUCACGGGCUGAUCUUCUGAACUCCUUAGAUAUGAAUGUCCUGCAAGCAUUUGUUAUCUAUCUGAUCUGUGGUCGACACGACGAAGACGGGCCAGACGUCGACACGCUCAUUGGGGUUGCCAUCGGAAUCGCAGUCAAGAUCGGCCUUCAUCGCGACGGAGUGCCGCUAGGCUUCUCACCUUUUGAGAUAGAAAUGCGGCGGCGACUCUGGUGGCAGAUUUGUAUCCUGGAUGUGCGCACAGCUGAGGAUCAUGGCUCUGAUCCACGCAUCCUAGUGUCGUCUUUCGACACCAAAUUCCCCUUGAAUGUCAGUGAUACCGACCUUGAUCCCGACAUGAGUGCACCACCCCUGAGCAGAACAGGAAAGACGGAGAUGUUGUUCGCUCUGGUGAGAUUCGAAGUGAGCAAUUUUGCACGCCGGAUCCUUUUCUCGAACAAGUUCUGUCGCGAGAAUGCCUAUCGCAUCUUAUCAUCCCCGGAAAAAUGCAAAGCGAUCGAUCUGUUUAAAGAGCGGAUCGAGACGAAAUACCUGUCACAUUGCGAUUGGAACUUGCCCCUGGACUUUAUCACUGCAGCUUCCUGUCGGCUCAUCCUCGUGAAACUCAAGCUGAGCGUAAGCAAGCCACAGACGAGGGAGAACCAGACCGUGCUCAUGCAGGAGAAUUUCCGCACAAUUUGCGUGGAGGUUUUACAGUGCGCCCAGAUUUUACGGCACUAUGACAAGGGAAAACAUUGGCUGUGGCUCUUUCAGAUCUAUAUCGAAUGGGAUGCGUUGGCAUGUCUUCUCGUCCACCUUUCUUUGGUCCCCAAAGGCAACGGCACUGCGAUGGCGUGGAAAUCUGUCUAUGAGACAUAUAACUAUUGGAGGAGUAAGACCGACCAUCAUCGAAAUCACCGCUGGGUGCAGAUCGAGGAGCUGCACUCUCAAGCUUUGGUCGCUAGGGACAUGGUACAAACUGCUCUAACACAACGGGGAACACCAUCCGUUGAUAGUGACAGCUGGAGCCACUUAAACACAACCAAGCUGGAGACCCAACGGCAUAGUUCACCGAUGGUAUCUAAAUAUGGUAACAAACAGUGCACGGGUCAGCCAUUAGACCCGGACAGUCAUGGUUCAAAACGUCCCUUCGAGCUGCCGAUGUCACGACCAACGUCCCAAGAAGAGGCAAAUAAGACAGCUGCCGCCUAUACUUUAUCUCAGCCAGAGUCAUUCAGUACCCCUGCGGAUAUUCCGAGCUCGGGCACCGCUUGUCAGUGGAGUGAGGGCAUAUUUGAGCAGUACUUCCAUAUUUUGGAGUCUGAGAAAAACACGUCUAUAAAUUUAUGA